This is a messenger RNA of Ambispora leptoticha, 921 nucleotides long. The record is from the annotation of a GenBank genome assembly. NCBI's taxonomy places the organism in Eukaryota, Fungi, Glomeromycota, Glomeromycetes, Archaeosporales, Ambisporaceae.
AUGCCUACUGCUACACCUAUAUCACAGAAUACUACUGUCAUAGUACACCCUUUGGUGUUAUUGUCUGUUGUUGAUCAUUACAAUAGGGUAGCAAAGAGUACCAAAAAACGGGUAGUUGGCGUGCUUUUGGGUCAGAAUAAUGGCAAACAUGUAAAUGUUGCAAACAGUUUCGCAGUUCCUUUCGAAGAAGAUGAAAAAGACCUGUCCGUUUGGUUUUUAGACCAUAAUUAUGUCGAGGCGAUGAAUGAUAUGUUUAAAAAAGUCAAUGGCAUUGGACCUAAACUUCGAGCUUCUGAUCUUGAAAUUAAUGAGCUGUUUAAAAGAUAUACUCCUAACCCAGUAUUGGUUAUUGUCGACGUAAAGCCAAAAGAUAUUGGCAUACCCACGGAUGCAUAUUUUGCCAUUGAGGAGAUUAAAGAUGAUGGUACAGCAACGACAAAAACAUUUAUGCACGUCCCCUCACAAAUCGAGGCCGAAGAAGCCGAAGAAAUAGGUGUUGAACAUCUCUUACGCGACAUCAAAGACAACGCAGUCGGCACAUUAUCCACACGCAUUAACGACCAACUGAACUCACUGAAAGGCCUACAAUCACGUCUUGAGGAAAUUCGUGAAUACCUCCAAAAAGUGGUAGACCAAACUCUACCCGUUAACCAUCAAAUAAUCUAUAAUCUCCAAGACAUCUUAAAUUUAUUGCCGAAUCUCUAUGGUGGAGAAACGGUCCGCUCGUUCUCCAUAAAGACAAAUGAUCAACUGCUGGUGAUCUAUUUGUCGUCACUGAUUCGUGCUGUUAUUGCUUUGCAUAAUUUGAUUAAUAACAAGAUUGAGAAUUUGAAAGGAGAACAACAAAUAACAGAGGGCGGUGGUGAGAAAAAGGAUGAGAAUGCCAGUAAGGAUAGUAAGGAAAAAGAAAUUGAAAAUUAA